AUGGCAGACAACAUGUCAAUUGACAAGAAAGACCCGACCAGGGAAGGCUCCGAGGACUCAAUGGAUCUCAAUUCUCCUACGCCAGAGGCUGAGACGGGGGCUCCUCAAGAGAACGUUGGCCAGCAAAAGAGAAAAGGUGGACGCAAACCCAUCUAUGCGACAUCUGAAGAACGCAAGCAACGCAAUCGUCAAGCGCAGGCAGCUUUUAGAGAGCGUCGCACAGAGUAUAUCAAGCAAUUGGAAGAGACGAUCCGCGUCCAUGAAACCAAUCUGCAUAACUUACAGACAGCUCAUCGGAGUGCGGCCGAUGAGUGUCUGAUGUUGAGAUACAAGAACUCACUGCUCGAACGAAUCUUGCUAGAGAAGGGUAUCGAUGUUCAGGCGGAGUUGCGCGCAAAAACGGGAAGUCCUCAUCUUGGACCAACCCAUAUGCCACAGAACAUGGCACAGCCGCCUACCGUUCAGCGUGCUAUCAUGAACCGACAUCACCAAGCCAGACGCUCUCAGUCUAGCAUCGCACCCAAGCUCGAGCCAGGCGCGUCUAUGCAAUCACCUCAAUCGCGGCCAACGCCCUCGUCUCAUGCCUCUUCUCCCACUGCCAUAUCUCCUGGCUUUCACAACCCUGGGGUGAUGACGCCGCCUGGCUCCGACUCUCAGAUGCAGUUUCAACAGCAGCAGCGUCUUCAAGGACCACACGCGCCGAAGCAACCAACUCACGGAUUGAUAGGAGCCAACGUUUUAGCAGGAAAUCCAGGAGCUGGAGCUCCGCUGGCCCCGAAGCCAGGGGGGAAUGGAGCGAGUACGGGAGGCACACCAACAGCGGCCACGUACUUUGCGUCUCCAAAUUUUCAGAAUCAUUAUGAGCAACUCGGCAAGCUUUCCCGCCCCCUAUUUACAGAACAGGAGUACGAUGCCCAAGCCGAUAUGGUCGAAGACCAAGAACCAGCCGAAUCUGGACCUGGUCCAUAUCCCGAACCCCUCCCUCAACCGCCGUCGCGGCACCUCAAUCAGCAAAUCCACCCUCAGCAGCCGCAGCAGAAUACACCACAACCUAACCACCCCGGGCAAGCUCAGGGUAUUAACCUCGGCGCUGGCGCUCAGCAAUUCAGCUCGAUGACACAACUCCUCGAUCCGUACGAUCCCAUGCUCGACAUGGAUCCGUUUGGACUUUCUGCUUCGAUGCAAUUUCCAUCCUCCUUUUCCUUCGAUACGAGUUCAAUGAGAUGA
Glarea lozoyensis ATCC 20868 is the source of this 1227-nucleotide messenger RNA. RefSeq lists its product as uncharacterized. The transcript is spliced from 4 exons. Gene Ontology annotation, molecular function: transcription cis-regulatory region binding; DNA-binding transcription activator activity, RNA polymerase II-specific. NCBI's taxonomy places the organism in Eukaryota, Fungi, Ascomycota, Leotiomycetes, Helotiales, Helotiaceae. The record is from RefSeq and is a predicted model, not a curated record. Gene Ontology annotation, cellular component: RNA polymerase II transcription regulator complex. Bases 1 to 1227 code for a protein of 408 amino acids.